Molecule: messenger RNA, 591 nt
Organism: Psammomys obesus (fat sand rat)
Lineage: Eukaryota; Metazoa; Chordata; Mammalia; Rodentia; Muridae
Product: hepatitis A virus cellular receptor 1 homolog
Exons: 5
Coding region: 1-591 (196 amino acids)
Biological process (GO): phagocytosis, engulfment; positive regulation of mast cell activation
Cellular component (GO): cell surface
Molecular function (GO): virus receptor activity; phosphatidylserine binding
Source: RefSeq, a predicted model, not a curated record
AUGAUGCAUCCUCAAGUCUUCAUUUUAGGCCUCAUGCUCCUUCUUUUAGGCGCUGUGGAAACUUAUGUAGUAGUGAAGAGGAUGGUGGGCCACCCUGUCAUACUUCCAUGUACUUACUCGACAGUUCAUGGACUCACAACCACAUGCUGGGGCAGAGGGGAAUGCCCAUUUUUUCAUUGUGCAAACACACUUAUCAAGACUAAUAGACACAGUGUCACCUAUGAGAGGAGCAGUCAGUAUCAGCUAAAGGGGCAUUAUUGGAGAGACAACACGUCCUUGGCGAUGGAGGACGCUGCUCAGAGUGACAGUGGCCUGUACUGUUGUCGAGUGGAGAUAUUAGGAUUGUUCACCAAUACGAAAGUGACUGUAUCGUUGGAAGUUAAACCAGAUUGGAAUAACACUGUGACAUCCUCAGAAGACUCUUGGGAUUAUAACAGUGAAGCGAUCUCUGCACAAAAGUUUAGAAGGAACAUGACUAAGGGCUUCUAUGUUGGCAUCUCCAUUGCUGCCCUGGUGCUGCUGCUGCUUCUGAGCACCAUGGUUAUCACCAAGUAUGUGAUUAUGACAAAGAAGUCGGAGUCUCUAGGGUAA